Pantherophis guttatus is the source of this 2914-nucleotide messenger RNA. It is a transcript of the gene WSCD1, whose product is annotated as WSC domain sialate O sulfotransferase 1. NCBI's taxonomy places the organism in Eukaryota, Metazoa, Chordata, Lepidosauria, Squamata, Colubridae. Gene Ontology annotation, molecular function: sulfotransferase activity. The record is from RefSeq and is a predicted model, not a curated record.
GGACCCCGGAGAGCUUUUCAGCUAGUGCAGGCACAAAAGCUCGGUGCCCACUGAGCAUGUGCAAAACCGAGGCUUGCUCUCUUAAGGCUGGGUUAGUUACUGAUAUAAACAGCUGGAGGAAUUCGAAAGGCUGAGUUUUUUUAGAGACCCAGCAGAGCCGCCGGAGCGGAGAUGCGAGAGGAUUACAGCUUCUGCGGGCUUCCGUCGGGCUGGCAGAAGAAGGCUUAGCCAAGGGCACCCGAAAGAUCUGCCUUUUCUUUUUUUUCCUUUUUUUUCCCCCGACGCUUGCAUUCCGGUUUUGAGGCUGGCUGUCUUUCCUCGCCUUUUUGCCAGGGACUUUUUCUCUCUGGCAAGACGACGGAGUUUUGGAAUAUUGUUUUUUUUUAAUUAUUUUUUUCCCAGAGAGUCUCAACUUCUUUUGUAUACUGUGGUGACCAAAACUGGAUGCAGUAUUCCAGGAAAAGGUGAAAUGGAAAAUGUGGAGGAAUGUGAAAUAUGGAUAACUAUAUUCUGAUUUAUGAAUCCUGGGAAUGCAAAUUAGCUGCUUUGCUUUAAAAGAAGAACACACAGUCAACAGCCCCAUCGGAGACUUGGUUGCAGUUCAGAGCUCCUGAAACAACUGGCAGUGAUAUCUGAGGAACCGAGUCUUUGAAGUGUGACGGGCCACAAUCGAGAAAGAUGCUUGUGAACGGUUGACUGGAUGUUCUGGUCUUCUGAAACCCCCUCGGUGCAGAGAACUAUGGCGACUAGCCUAGCAGUGAUGGCAGAAGGAAGCAUAUUGGAGACAGGCAAAGUUCUAAGAUGAUCAGACGAACCCAUGGGAGGGCCUGUAGCGAGAAGCCAAGGUGUGGCUUCAGAGCUGUUCUAAAGGCGUGAAGGGCUCAGUUUCCCAGGAAGGGUAUGGCCAGAUCCUUUUUCAGACCACAAAAGUUUCUUCGGAGGACCCAGUUUCUGCUCUUUUUCCUCACGGCCGCUUAUCUGAUGGCUGGUAGCCUUCUCCUCCUACAGAGAUCUCGCGUGGUUCUGCAGCAAGGCUCCCGAGGGUUCUCCAGGAAUCAGGGCCUACCAGUCGCUGAGACGUUGCCAGGUGAGGCAAAUGCAGAGAGCAGACCAGUUCAGAUGCCUCGCUUGACUUCUAAGCUUCUUGUGAACAUGCAUACAGUGUAUGGAUCCAACCCGGACCAGAAAGAUGGACCGCGGUGGUUGAUCUCCAGAAAUUCAGAAUUGAGACAGUUACGGAGGCGUUGGUUUCUCCGAUUUGUAAAUGACCAAGAACCCGUUCUGGCUUCUGGAGCAAAAACAGUGAAGCACGCCUCCAAAAGCAAAGGCACUUAUAUUGGCUGCUUUGGCGACGACUCAAGAAAAAGGACGUUGAAAGGAGCCGUGUUCUAUGACUUGAGAAAAAUGACAAUUUCCCAUUGCCAAGAAGCCUGUGCUGAGAGGGCUUAUAAAUACGCCGGCUUGGAAUAUGGAGCAGAAUGCUAUUGUGGAAACCAACUGCCAGUGAAUAUUGCAAAGCAGGAAGAGUGCAACAAUGAGUGCAAAGGGGAGAAAGGGACCAUCUGUGGAGGCAUCAACAGGCUCUCUGUUUACCAGGUGGAGGAAUCAGGGGCAGGGCCUAAACGACGGCAAAAUAUUAUCUAUCGAGGAUGUUUUAAAGUACCUGAAAAUUUAACAAACAUCUUGCCAGCCUCAUUGAUACAUUCCAAUUUGACAGUGGAGAUGUGCUCUGAAUUUUGCUCCAAAAAGGAAUUCCCUUUGGCGGUUAUUCGAAGGCCUCAAUGCCAUUGUGGCUUUGCAACAAUUAAUUUCCCACUGCAUAAUAGUUCUGACAGAUCGUUUUGCAGCAGGCUUGAAAAUGUCAGCGGUACGGCUGAAGUUUCAAAUGCAGGAGACCAUGGCUUUGUUUAUCAAACUCCAGUCCAAGAUACCCGUUGUAUUGACCGGAAUUUUCUCCCCACCAAAUCAAAAGCCCUUGUUGCUUUGUCAAGCUUCCCAGGAGCGGGAAAUACGUGGGUUCGCCAUUUGAUAGAGCAUGCCACAGGGAUCUACACAGGGAGCUAUUACUUUGAUGGAACUCUGUAUAAUAAAGGUUUCAAAGGAGAAAAGGACCACUGGAGAAGCAGAAGAACUAUUUGUGUCAAAACACAUGAGAGUGGCAGAAAGGAAAUUGAAAUGUUUGAUGCGGCCAUCUUAUUGAUACGCAACCCGUACAAAUCGUUGGUGGCGGAAUUCAACCGGAAAUGUGCUGGCCAUCUUGGUUAUGCCACAGACCAGAACUGGAAAAGUAAAGAAUGGCCUGAUUUUGUAAACAGCUAUGCUUCUUGGUGGGCCUCUCAUGUGCUCGAUUGGCUUAAAUAUGGCAAGCAUCUCCUCGUGGUUCAUUACGAAGAUUUAGAAGAAGCCCUUCUUCCCAAGCUGAGGGAGAUGGUUGAAUUUCUGAACAUCACAGUGACUUACGACCGGCUCCUCUGCGUUGAAAACAAUCGAGACGGGAAUUUCAAGCGGUCGGGAGCCAAGCAGAAAGGGUUUGAACCCUUCACAAAGGAAAUGAAAGAAGGGAUAGAUCAGUUUAUUGUGAUCGUGGACAAAGCCCUACGUGAGAGGAACUUUACGGGGCUGCCAAAAAUGUAUUUGCGCAGAUGAUGCCCUGCAGCCAGCUAGCUGCAUUGUUAAAGGAAAGACCGAAUAAUGAAAUUAAAGAAAAGGCUAGGAUUUUAUAGCAUUUAAAAGCAAGAUUUGCACAGAGUCUGCUGAUGAAUGCAAAUUCUUAAGACUUGGACAGUCUUCAGGGUACUAAGUGCUAUGAAAGGCAAGCAAUGAAGGAUGGAAAUUAGGUUAUAAACCGAGGCAAAAGCCAUUAGCAUCUCUGCCUGUGUGUGUCCUUUUCUCUAUAAAUGGCUACGAAUUUUAA